Molecule: messenger RNA, 2517 nt
Organism: Setaria italica (foxtail millet)
Lineage: Eukaryota; Viridiplantae; Streptophyta; Magnoliopsida; Poales; Poaceae
Product: ABC transporter G family member 7
Exons: 12
Coding region: 166-2166 (666 amino acids)
Cellular component (GO): membrane
Molecular function (GO): ABC-type transporter activity; ATP hydrolysis activity; ATP binding
Source: RefSeq, a predicted model, not a curated record
CUAACCACCACCACACGAACUGCUCCUCACCUCACACCCCGCAGACUGCAGAGGCUAAACCCCCUCACAACCCCGCUGCCACUUGCCACCACUCCCCGCCGCCUUCCCGGACGUUGCGGAACCUUCCAGACCGUGGAGGGAUCGCCCUCGGCGCCGGCGAGGGCGAUGGAGGUCAGGGGGCUGGGGCAGCUCCUGGCGGCGCUGGCCGCGGCGCUCUUCGUCCGCGCCAUCGCCGGGCCCGGGCCCGCCCUCCUCCCGCCGGCGGAGGACACGGAGGGCGACGAGACCGACGCGGAGGCCGGCGAGGGAGGCGGCGGCGUGCCGCCCGUGACCAUCCGCUGGGCCCGCAUCACGUGCGCGCUGAAGAACAAGCGCGGGGAAGUGGCAAGGUUUCUGCUGUCAAAUGUGUCAGGGGAGGCAAAACCAGGGAGGCUGCUAGCGCUCAUGGGGCCAUCCGGGUCUGGCAAAACGACUCUGCUCAAUGUGCUAGCAGGGCAGCUCACAGCUUCGCCUUCCUUGCAUCUUUCGGGCUUUCUGUAUGUCAAUGGCCGGCCUAUCUCGAAGACUGGUUACAAGAUUGCUUUCGUGAGGCAGGAAGACCUGUUCUUCUCGCAGCUUACUGUGCGGGAGACGCUCUCGCUUGCUGCUGAACUCCAGCUUACUGACACGUGGGCUCCUGAGAGGAAGGAGCGCUAUGUAAAUGAUCUUUUGUUUCGUCUGGGAUUGGUCAAUUGUGCUGAUUCUAUUGUUGGUGAUGCGAAAGUUCGAGGUAUAAGUGGGGGUGAGAAGAAGCGCCUCUCACUAGCAUGUGAACUGAUUGCUAGUCCUUCAGUCAUCUUUGCAGAUGAGCCAACAACAGGUCUUGAUGCUUUCCAAGCAGAAAAGGUCAUGGAGACUCUUAGACAGCUUGCUGAGGAUGGGCACACUGUUAUCUGCUCUAUACAUCAGCCAAGAGGUUCAGUCUACGGCAAAUUUGAUGACAUUGUGCUACUUUCAGAGGGAGAAAUUGUAUACAUGGGGCCUGCAAAAGAAGAACCUCUAACGUACUUCGCAUCAUUAGGGUAUCAGUGUCCAGAUCAUAUGAACCCUGCUGAAUUCUUGGCUGAUCUCAUUUCCGUUGAUUAUGGCUCAGCUGAAAGCGUACAGUCAUCGCAGAAAAGGAUUGAGAACCUCAUUGAGGCCUUUUCUAAUAAAGCUCUGGCCACUGAAGGUAACGGUUCAAUUGCAAAACCAGAGGAAUCUGAAUUUUCUGCCAAAGCUGUUCAGAAGUCUAGUAUGAAGCAAAGGCGUGGUUGGUGGAGACAAUUUCGUUUGCUUUUUAAGCGAGCAUGGAUGCAGGCUUUUCGUGAUGGACCAACAAACAAAGUGAGAGCACGAAUGUCUGCUGCUUCAGCAGUUAUAUUUGGAUCAGUGUUCUGGCGAAUGGGGAAAUCUCAAACAUCCAUACAAGACCGGAUGGGACUACUUCAGGUGGCUGCCAUAAACACAGCAAUGGCUGCACUGACAAAGACUCUGGGAGUUUUCCCGAAAGAACGGACUAUAGUUGACAGAGAACGUGCAAAAGGUUCCUAUGCGCUUGGACCAUAUCUUUCAUCCAAGUUGUUGGCCGAGAUUCCCAUUGGAGCAGCAUUUCCGUUGAUAUUUGGAUCGAUUCUCUAUCCAAUGGCUAAACUACAUCCUACAUUUUCUAGAUUCGCCAAAUUCUGUGGUAUUGUGACUGUAGAGUCAUUUGCUGCAUCAGCAAUGGGUCUCACUGUUGGAGCAAUGGCUCCUACAACCGAAGCUGCAAUGGCUCUUGGGCCAUCCCUUAUGACUGUGUUUAUUGUAUUUGGAGGAUACUAUGUUAACCCUGACAAUACUCCAGUCAUAUUUCGUUGGAUCCCAAGAAUAUCACUCAUUAGAUGGGCCUUCCAAGGGCUUUGCAUCAAUGAGUUCAAGGGUCUGCAAUUUGAGCAACAACAUUCCUAUGAUAUUCAAACUGGUGAACAGGCCCUGGAGAGGUUUUCAUUAGGAGGGAUCCGAAUUGCAGACACGCUAGUUGCACAGGGCAGGAUUCUAAUGUUCUGGUACUGGUCAACCUACCUUCUUCUGAAGAAAAACAGACCAAAGUAUCAGCCACUCCUGCCCCCACUGGAAGAUGAUCAAAAUAAACAGCAGGUGGAAUAAGCAUUUCAUCAGAGACUUGUCCUCCAACAAAUAAAAUAAGAAGGAAGCUGCACCGUCCUGGCUUCUGCGCAGCAUCUGGCCGCGCGAGUAUCCCAGCAUUAUGGACGAAGCAAUAUACAAUCCGCCGCCCAGACGGGUUUUCUACGUUAACAGUUGAAGUCAGCUCAAUGAUGGGGUCUGGGGAGGCGGCAGCAGAGGCGUUGUUUCUGUUCAUGAUUGUCCGGGCCAUGCCGAUGCCGAAUAUACUAUGUCCAGAUCACCGUCCAUAGUACUAGCACUGGUAGUGGUACUAGUUUCUUAUGGUGUGAUCCCUCCACGCGUCAGCCUCCGGUUGGCUGGAGCGGGAACUAA